Messenger RNA from Clupea harengus (Atlantic herring), 3154 nucleotides. It is a transcript of the gene anpepb.1, whose product is annotated as alanyl aminopeptidase, membrane b, tandem duplicate 1. Gene Ontology annotation, cellular component: plasma membrane; cytoplasm. Gene Ontology annotation, molecular function: zinc ion binding; peptide binding; metalloaminopeptidase activity. NCBI's taxonomy places the organism in Eukaryota, Metazoa, Chordata, Actinopteri, Clupeiformes, Clupeidae. Gene Ontology annotation, biological process: proteolysis; peptide catabolic process. The record is from RefSeq and is a predicted model, not a curated record.
CUUCUUGUUAGUUCUGGUUUCAGCAGUAAACCAUGGGCAAAGGGUUCUUCAUCAGCAAGGCCAUCGGGGUGGUGGGCAUAGUGCUGGGCGCGGGCGCCGUGGCCACCAUCAUUGCCCUGUCAGUGGUCUACAGCCAGGAGAAGGCCAAGAACGUAGAGGUGAGUCCCACCGGGAACCCAACCACCACCACCACCACGGGGGUGCCGGCCACCACCCCACCGUCCAACGAGCCAUGGCACAAGUACCGGCUGCCGGACUCCCUGCUGCCCGUCAGCUACGAGGUCUCCCUGUGGCCGCGUCUGGUCAAGAACGCUGAGGGUCUGUACAUCUUCACCGGCUCCUCCGACGUCACCUUCAGGUGCGUGAAGGAGACAGACCUCAUCCUCAUCCACUCGAACAAGCUCAACCUCACCAGUGACGGUGGCUAUCUGGCCACACUUUCCGUCCUUGACGGCUCGAAGCCUCCAGCCAUCUCAGAGUCCUGGCUCGAGGUGCGGACUCAGUACCUGGUGGUCAAGUUGAAGGAGAAUCUGAAGGCUGGCCAGAGCUAUGUGCUGCGCACUGUGUUUACUGGGGAGCUGGCUGAUGACCUGGGUGGCUUCUACAGGAGUGUGUAUAUAGAGGAUGGCGUGGAGAAAGUGGUGGCUACGACUCAGAUGCAGCCCACCGACGCAAGGAAAGCGUUCCCCUGCUUUGAUGAGCCUGCCAUGAAAGCCAUCUUCCACAUCACUGUCACCCACCCACGGGGCACAGUAGCCUUAUCCAAUGGGAAGGACAUCGAGACUGUGAACACGACCGAGGGUACCGUGGAGGUUACCAGGACCAAAUUUGCCCCAACACCAAAAAUGUCAACUUAUCUGCUGGCAUUCAUUGUCAGUGACUAUAUUUCCAUUGAUAAGAUGGAGGGAGACGUUUCGAUUCGUAUCUUUGCGCGCAGAAAGGCCAUUGAAGCAGGCCAGGGAGAGUAUGCUCUUAAUGUGACUGGACCCAUUCUGAGAUUCUUUGAGACGUAUUACAAUGCUUCCUACCCACUGCCAAAGUCAGACCAGAUAGCCCUGCCAGACUUUAACGCCGGAGCCAUGGAGAACUGGGGCCUGAUCACUUACAGGGAGACAGCCUUGCUGUAUGACCCAGACGUAUCCUCCAAUGGCAACAAGGAGAGGAUCGCCACCAUCAUAGCACACGAGCUUGCUCACAUGUGGUUUGGAAACCUUGUGACACUGAAGUGGUGGAAUGACCUGUGGUUAAACGAAGGCUUUGCAUCCUAUGUGGAGUAUCUUGGUGCAGACGAUGCUGAACCAGAAUGGGGCAUUAAAGACCUGAUCGUCCUGGGCGACAUACACAGAGUUUUUGCAGUGGACGCGCUGGCCUCCUCUCAUCCCCUAUCCUCCAAAGAGGAUGAAAUCCAGAGGCCUGAGCAGAUCAGUGAGCUCUUUGAUGCCAUCUCCUACAGCAAGGGGGCUUCUGUUCUAAGAAUGCUAUCCAACUUCCUUUCUGAGGAGGUCUUUGUGAUGGGACUCAGUACAUACCUCAACCAGUUUGCCUUCAAUAAUACUGUCUACACCGACCUGUGGGACCACUUGCAAAUGGCCGUCGAAAAGACUGGAACCAGUUUGCCAGCCAGAGUCCAUGACAUCAUGAACCGCUGGGUCCUCCAGAUGGGCUUCCCUGUGGUUUCCAUAGAUACUGCCACCGGAACUGUAACCCAGCAACACUUCCUGCUGGACCCUGACUCUGUAGUUAACAGGCCGUCUGAAUUUGAAUAUGUAUGGUUUGUGCCCAUUACUUGGCAGAAGAAUUCUGUUUCAGGUCAAGAUUUUUGGCUGCUUAAAAAAACAGACACAAAUAUGGACAUGAAGGUGACUGUUGAUCAGUGGUUGCUGGCCAACCUCAAUGUGUCAGGAUUCUACAGAGUUAAAUACGAUAUCGCAAACUAUAACAAGCUUCUCAAACAACUCACAACUGCUCAUGAAGUAAUUCCCGUGAUCAACAGGGCCCAACUUAUCGAUGAUGCUUUUAAUCUAGCAAGAGCGAAACACGUGCCAACAACACUAGCUCUGGAUAUGACCAGAUAUCUGAACAAAGAGAGGGAGUACAUGCCAUGGGAGUCUGCUCUGGACAACUUGGACUUCUUCUACCUGAUGUUCGAUCGCAGUGAGAUCUACGGACUCCUGCAGACGUAUAUCAGGAGACAAGUGGAGCCCCUCUUUGACUACUACAAGGCCGAGACUGCAGACUGGACCAAAGUACCAGAUCGGCACACUGAUCAGUACAACCAGGUGAACGCCCUGAGCAAAGCCUGUAGCACGGGAGUGCCAGCCUGUACUGAACUGAUCCAGGCAUGGUACAGUAGCUGGAUGGCCGACCCACAAAACAACCCGAUCCAUCCCAACCUACGGUCUGUAGUCUACUGCAGUGCCAUUGGCGCCGGUGGAGUGGUGGAGUGGGACUUUGGCUGGCGGAUGUUUAAGAACGCAUCCAUCGCCAUAGAGGCGGACAAACUCAGGGCAGCGCUGGCCUGUGCCUCACAACCCUGGCUCCUGAACAGGUACCUGGAGUACACCUUGAAUGCAAACUUGAUUCGGAAGCAGGAUGCCACCUCUACUAUUGUCUAUAUUGCAAGUAAUGUGGUGGGCCAGCCUCUGGCCUGGGACUUUAUGAGAGCAAACUGGGCGUAUAUUUUCAAUUCGUAUGGAGGUGGAUCUUUCUCUUUCUCAAAUCUAAUCAAUGGUGUGACCAAGAGAUUUUCUACAGAAUUUGAUCUGAAACAGCUCCAGCAGUUCAAGGUGGAUAAUGCAGGUGUGGGCUUUGGCUCAGGCACCCUGGCCGUUGAGCAGUCUAUUGAGAGAACACAGGCCAACAUCAAAUGGCUCAAGGACAACCGAGAUAAUGUGCAGAAUUGGCUGAAAGAGUUUUCUCCAUAAUUCUUUUAUUUUAUUUCUUUUUUUUAAGACUUAAGAUGGCCUCUCUCCCUCUAUUUAUUAUCUCAGAGUUUUUAUCUCGAAUCCUUCUUAGCAGUGCCUUUCCACAUUGGUAUUGACAUCUCAAAAAUUUAACUGAUUGUCUUUUUAAGUGUAUUUUUGACAAAUUUAUAUUAUUUGUAACAUUUGGCUUGUGGUCUGUAAUCUCUAAUAAAAUUAACUUGUUGAUGUUA